Messenger RNA from Cylindrotheca closterium, 789 nucleotides. The record is from the annotation of a GenBank genome assembly. Lineage: Eukaryota; Bacillariophyta; Bacillariophyceae; Bacillariales; Bacillariaceae.
AUGCCACAAUUUUGGCGUUCGGAUGCGCACCAAAGGCUAAUCACAAUAAAAGAGCCAACCACAUAUCUUGGUGCAACAAUCUCGAAGCACAAGUUGGAUGGUAAUGAUUAUUUCACCUGGGCUAUUGGAUCUGAAGCGUAUCUACAAGAGCCGUUACGAGUUGUCAAGAAACGAAUUGCGCCAAUGCAACUGACUUUGAAGAAAAAGGUUUACUCAACUUUACCCACUGGAUACAAGCCGGAACUUGAUUCUACUCCUUUUGUCGAUGAUGAUACUGCUAUUUUCUACAUGCAACUCAUUGGUAUUCUGCGCUGGCUUGUAGAACUUGGUCGUAUCAAUGUCGCCGCCGAAGUGUCUAUGCUCUUGUCUUACAAUGCAAUGCCUCGUGAAGGUCACUUUCAUGCUGCCUUACAUAUUUUUGCCUAUUUACAGAAGCAUCCUGAUUGUGUACUUGUGAUGGAUUGUGGUUAUGCUGACCAUCUUAGACCAUUAAAGAAAGCUGAUUACUCACAGUUCUAUGAGUUCACUACUAAGAAUGAACUCCCAAGUGAGAUGCCUAUACCUCUUGGCAAAGCGGUAGAGUUUACUAUGUUUGUUGAUGCAUCUCAUGCUGCUAACGUUGUUACUCGUCAAUCAAGAACAGGAGUGUUGAUCUUUGUUAACAAAGCUCCUAUCAUCUGGUAUUCGAAAAAGCAGAACAGUGUCAAGACAAGCAGUUUUGGUUCUGAAUUUGCUGCUCUAAAGACAGGUGUUGAAUUACUUGAGGGACUACGAUUAAGCUCAGAAUGA